Messenger RNA from Verticillium alfalfae VaMs.102, 1815 nucleotides. RefSeq lists its product as hypothetical. Gene Ontology annotation, biological process: transmembrane transport. Gene Ontology annotation, molecular function: transmembrane transporter activity. The record is from RefSeq and is a predicted model, not a curated record. The coding region runs from base 346 to 1815 and encodes 489 amino acids. Gene Ontology annotation, cellular component: membrane. The transcript has 4 exons. Lineage: Eukaryota; Fungi; Ascomycota; Sordariomycetes; Glomerellales; Plectosphaerellaceae.
GCAGGUCGACAAGACAACAUUUACAGAUGACUACGUUGCGAAUUCGCGACGACUUUCAAUCUCGUUCUUCCGGCCCGGCUAAUUGGAUGAUGUCCUGAACGAGCCGACCUGGCACCUUCCAUCACGAUAGUUCGACCCGCACUUCGCUUCACCAACACCAUGACGAACAACUCAAAGCAUGCGCAGCUCAAUCAAGCUCGCAUAGUCGCUAGCAUCGCAGCGACGGUUAUUUCUCUUGCAUGCGGUACCAAUUACGUCUAUUCAGCAUGGGCUCCCCAAUUCGCCGACCGGCUCAAAUUAUCGUCUACGCAAAGUAAUUUGAUAGGUCUUUCUGGAAACUUGGGAAUGUACUCUCUCGGCGUACCCAUAGGCAUCUUCGUCGAUACCAAAGGCCCACGCCCUGCGGUCAUCGCCGGCGCUAUACUACUGGCAUCAGGCUAUUUUCCAUUGCACCAGGCUUUCGAUCAUGCAGCUGGUUCUGUUCCCCUGCUUUGCUUUUUCUCGUAUCUCACGGGUCUCGGAGGCUGCAUGGCCUUCGCCGCGGCUGUCAAGACGUCUGCCCUCAACUGGCCACAUCACCGUGGCACCGCAACAGCAUUUCCUCUGGCCGCCUUUGGCCUCAGUGCGUUCUUCUUCUCCUUAUUUGGGAGUGUUUUCUUCCCCGGAAACACAAGUGCUUUUUUAGCCACCCUCGCUAUUGGUACAUUUGGUUUACCGUUUGUCGGUUUCUUCUUCCUUCGCGUGCUACCUCCUACCGGAUACCGCCCAGUCGCACGUCCAGAUCCUCUACUGGGCUCUCAAGAGCUUUACAGGACCGAAUCUGAAGAGGCAAAGCACCAAGCCACGCACCACGCACAAAAUACUUCUCGUUUCGAACCCGGUACGUCACCUAGCACAAGUAGCCCUAGCGGCACAGUCGAUCUGUUUCAUGGUGGGAGUGUCCGAGGUACCGAAGCUACUCAUGGGCACGAUGAAGAACAUGGCCUGCCUGACUCAACUGACGGCCCCGAACCUGAUGAGACUUCUUCAUUGGUAUCGAGUGCAUCAUCAAUGCCCGGAGACGUUGUUGUGCAGAGCAGUGUUGAUUUGGAUCGUUCUCAUCGUAUAGAUAUUCGUGGUUGGCAGUUAUUGCGCAUGAUCGACUUUUGGCAAUUAUUCUGUGUCAUGGGUAUUCUCACCGGGAUUGGUCUGAUGACCAUCAAUAACAUUGGCCAUACUGUUAAUGCCCUGUGGCGCCACUGGGAUGACACCGUCGACGAAAAUUUUCUUAUUACUCACCAACAGCUGCAUGUCUCCAUAUUGUCGAUCUGCAGCUUUACGGGACGGCUUCUUAGCGGCGUCGGUUCCGACAUCAUUGUCAAGGUGCUCCGUGGCAGCCGCGUCUGGUGUCUCGUCAUAUCCAGUCUGAUCUUCUCCAUGGCACAAAUUUGCGCAUUGAGCAUAGAGAAUCCGCAUUUACUGGGUUUUGUAUCCGGUCUAUCUGGCCUCGCGUACGGCAUCCUGUUCGGUGUCUUCCCUUCAAUCGUCGCUGAGACCUUUGGCAUUCAUGGGCUCAGUCAAAAUUGGGGUCUAAUGACGCUUUCGCCCGUCAUCUCGGGCAAUGUCUUCAACCUCUUUUAUGGGUCUGUUUUUGAUCAACACAGUGUAAUUGGUCCUGGCGGAGAGCGUAUUUGUCAUGACGGCCGUGGGUGUUACCAAGCCGCCUACUUGGUCACACUGGGUGCCUGCGCAUUAGGAACUGUUACCACGCUGUGGGUCAUUCGCCAUCAACAUGUCACCUGGGCCAAAGAGGACAAGGGGGAGCAGGAGGACUGA